AUGGUCCGCUUGUCCAUGUCCCACGCCCCAGCCGGGCUAUCGUGGCCCUCGCUUUAUAUCAUUGUGUCACUGUUCCUUCUCUCCUUGGUGACCGUGGCCAAUGCGCUGGCGUAUGAACCACAGAAACCUCUCGCCGGGACUGGGAUACCACCGGAGGGUUCUUCUUCCACCUUUGACAAUUUGUCUGCCGAGGCCGAUCUCGGAGAUGGCGAUGCGACAGGACCGUUGAGCUGGGCGCGUCCCGCUGAGACGCUGCAGUAUCUUCUUGACGCGUUGAAUGUCAUGCAGGAUGAAUACUUUGUGCUAUGGCUAGGCACGUGGCCAUCUAGCAUCGAUUGGACCGCUGCUGUUUUGGGGACACAUGUCGCAGCCACGCUAUCUUCAUUCUCGUCCAGUGGAUUGGACGUUGUUGAGGACGAGAAAUCGCACGAGGCUUCCUUCCUUGCAUUUGAAAACACCAUUAAUUACUUCUUCAGCCAGACAAGUACAUUCUACUUCGGCGAGAAUGCUUUCAGUCUGCGGAACCAGGCCUACGACGACAUGCUCUGGGUGGUGCUGGACUGGCUGGAGAAUAUCAAGUUCCAGGACUUGCAUUCGAACCUCUACUAUUCCACAUCCAACGCCUCUUCGGCAAAUGCCUCGUCGCAGGGCUGGUAUGGCACGCAAUUCCGUGAUGCGGCAGCACACCGAGCGCGGAUCUUUUACGAGCUUGCCUCGGCUGGGUGGGACAAGACUCUCUGUAACGGUGGGAUGAUUUGGAAUCCCACUCUGAUACCUUACAAGAACGCCAUCACCAAUGAGCUGUAUAUCUCUGCCAGCAUUGCGAUGUAUCUCUAUUUCCCCGGCGAUCCUAUCGACGCGCCAUUCCUCGCCAAUUCUCAGAACAAAGCACCCACGCAGCGAUACCCUCACAAUCCUGUUCAUCUCAACGCUGCCAUUGAUGCCUAUAAAUGGCUCAAGAACUCCAACAUGUCUGGUCCCGGUGGCCUCUAUGCCGAUGGCUUCCACAUCAGCGGCUGGCGUAGCGCAGCGCAGCCGGGAUCACGCAAAUGCGACGUCCUCAACACGAUGGUGUACACUUACAACCAAGGUGUCGUUCUCAGCGGGCUGAGAGGUCUCUGGCUAGCCACCGGCGACCAGGACUACCUACGCGAUGGCCAUGAGCUGAUUCACAAGGUGCUGCGCGCUACUGGAUGGCCGAAUACAUCCUCUGUGAGAUGGGCCGGUCUUGGCCGAGGCGGCGUACUGGAAGAUACAUGCGACUCCCAUGCAAGUUGCUCGCAGGACGGGCAGACCUUCAAGAGCAUCUUCUUCCACCACCUGGCGGAGUUCUGCCGGCCUCUGCGGCAACAGGAGGUAUGGUUCUUGGAGAACGAGAAACGGCAGCCCGUUGCCGAAGAGGGAUGGGAUGAGGUGUUUGAUCGGCACCUACAGCGUUGUCGUGCUUACGGGCCUUGGGUAGAGCAUAACGCGCGGGCUGCGCUGGUGACUGUCGACGAUGAUGGUAAAUUCGGUCAGUGGUGGGGUCUACCGUUCCAGCAGUUCGUGGUCUCGAGUAAUAUCGUGAAUAGUAGCACUCUCCCUCCUGGCGCGGUAGACUACCGUAACGACGGGUUCGAUGCAGAUGCUGCGACUGGUGGUGUACCGCGAGACUUCAACGACCGGGGUCGUGGUCGCACGGUCGAGACGCAAGCCGGUGGUGUGGCUGUCCUGAGAGCCUUGUUGCAAUGGCAGACCAGUGAUGCUCUUUUAUGA
Molecule: messenger RNA, 1755 nt
Organism: Penicillium subrubescens
Lineage: Eukaryota; Fungi; Ascomycota; Eurotiomycetes; Eurotiales; Aspergillaceae
Product: putative glycosyl hydrolase
Exons: 1
Coding region: 1-1755 (584 amino acids)
Biological process (GO): carbohydrate metabolic process
Source: RefSeq, a predicted model, not a curated record